CCUGCAUACUGGACACACACUCUUCACAAGUAUCUACAUUCAACGAAUUCACAACAAAUUUUGUUCUUCUGCAUACAAAACCAGAGUUUAUCUGAUUCUUACACCAGAUACCAUUGUGUUUCUCCUUAAAAUGUCAGACAUGAGGAACCAGCACCAAACCUCUGAAUUGUUGCAACAAAGUAUGCUUGAUGUCAACUUUAUUCAGAAAGACUUUCAUGAAGUCAUUUCUAAAAACAACCAAUUAAAGAAGAAAACCAGUGAAUUCAAACGGUACCUCAAAAAGCUGCAGGUCCAAACGGCAGACCUGCAAACCAAGGUGGAUGAAUGUGAGUUUAAAGUUAAGCAAGAAAGUAUGCUUGAUGUCAACUUUAUUCAGAAAGACUUUCAUGAAGUCAUUUCUAAAAACAACCAAUUAAGGAAGAACGCCAAUGAAUUCAAACGGUACCUCAAAAAGCUGCAGGUCCAAACGGCAGACCUGCAAACCAAGGUGGACGAAUAUGAGUUUAAAGUGGGAAAGAUAAAUGAUGAAGGAGCAGCAGCAAAUAAAGAGCUAGUCAUCAAGCUGACCUCAAUGCUGGAAUUCAGAAAGAACGAGCAAGGGGUCGAGGUUUGUUCAGAGGCUCAGGAAAAGCUCAGGGACUCUGAACUGGAAAUGAAGAGACUGAAAGAGCAGCUUCAGCAGAGGGACAGUGAAAUCCUGAACCUGAAACAGGAGAAUGAGUCUCUGUCUGUUGAAGUUGCGCGCCUUCAGAAAGCUGAGGUCCUGUGGAAUAAGGAAGACAGUGAAAUCCUGAAACUGAAACAGGAGAAUGAGUCUCUGUCUGUUGAAGUUGCGCGCCUUCAGAAAACUGAGGUCCUGUGGAAUAAGGAAGACAGUGAAAUCCUGAAACUGAAACAGGAGAACGAGUCUCUGUCUGUUGAAGUUGCGCGCCUUCAGAAAGCUGAGGUCCUGUGGAAUAAGGAAGACAGUGAAAUCCUGAAACUGAAACAGGAGAACAAGUCUCUGUCUGUUGAAGUUGCGCGCCUUCAGAAAGCUGAGGUCCUGUGGAAUAAGGAAGACAGUGAAAUCCUGAAACUGAAACAGGAGAACGGGUCUCUGUCUGUUGAAGUUGCGCGCCUUCAGAAAGCUGAGGUGCUGUGGAAUAAGGAAGACAGAGAAAUCCUGAAACUGAAACAGGAGAAUGAGUCUCUGUCUGUUGAAGUUGCGCGCCUUCAGAAAGCUGAGGUCCUGUGGAAUAAGGAAGACAGUGAAAUCCUGAAACUGAAACAGGAGAAUGAGUCUCUGUCUGUUGAAGUUGCGCGCCUUCAGAAAGCUGAGGUCCUGUGGAAUAAGGAAGACAGUGAAAUCCUGAAACUGAAACAGGAGAAUGAGUCUCUGUCUGAUGAAGUUGCGUGCUUUCAGAAAGCUGAGGUCCUGUGGAAUGAGGCAGUACACAGACAGCUAGUGGAGCAGGAGACGCUGGCUCUCAAAGAACAAAAUAAAAAGCUGCUGGGCAAGCACAAGGAGGUCUGUAAAAUCCAAAAACGCUUGAAAAAAGUCACCAUGGAGUUUCGGGAAGAAAAGGAAAAAUUUAAUAAAGAAAAACAGCUUGAGGGAAAGCAAGGCCUGCAUGGACAGCAUCAGGAAUGUCAGAAAGAAAGUCAGGCAAAGAAAGAACUGACAAAAUUGCUGAAAGACCUGGAAGAGAAGAAAAAGGAAAUUCAGGAGACAAAGACUGAAAGAGCAGAACUCGUAAAGAUACAAGAAGAGACAAUGAACCUGCUGGAAGUGAUUAAUUUGCAGCUCGGACAGUCAGACAUAGAUAAAGAUAGUAAGGAAAUAAAGAAGCUCCUGAAACAGAGAGAUAAAAUAGAAAACAAACUGGAGAAAGCCAGAGUGAAAGAAUCAAAUAAGCAGAUUAAAAAACGAGAAGAGGAAGUAAGGAAACUGCACAAAAUUCUUGAGAAAAAAGCAAAAAAACAGCAGGAAAUAUGGGAGAAAGAGGCAAAGAAGGUGAAAACGCAGGAGCAGAAUGAGAACGGACAACGUGGCAGCUGGUGGUGGUUCUGCUGCUCAGUUCCACCUGAGGAUUAGCCUCCUCUUCCUCCCUCUUCUCUCCAACCUCUAUCUUCCCUUCUAUCACCCUCCCUCCAGCCUCAGUCCCUAUCCUCCUCACUCUCCUCUUCUUUC
This is a messenger RNA of Archocentrus centrarchus (flier cichlid), 2170 nucleotides long. Its product is annotated as golgin subfamily A member 6-like protein 22. Lineage: Eukaryota; Metazoa; Chordata; Actinopteri; Cichliformes; Cichlidae. The record is from RefSeq and is a predicted model, not a curated record. The transcript has a single exon. Bases 131 to 2074 code for a protein of 647 amino acids.